Balearica regulorum gibbericeps (East African grey crowned-crane) is the source of this 1320-nucleotide messenger RNA. RefSeq names its product adhesion molecule with Ig like domain 3 (gene AMIGO3). Gene Ontology annotation, molecular function: protein binding. The record is from RefSeq and is a predicted model, not a curated record. Gene Ontology annotation, biological process: brain development. Gene Ontology annotation, cellular component: membrane. Lineage: Eukaryota; Metazoa; Chordata; Aves; Gruiformes; Gruidae.
ACGCUGGACCUCAGCCACAAUGCCCUCACCCAGCUCCACGACCGCUGGCUGGCCGCCCUCCCGCACCUUGAGGCCCUCCACAUCAGCCACAACCAGAUUAAGGACCUUUCUCCGCGGGCUUUCCACAAUGCCUCCUACCUGCGGCACCUCGACAUGUCCUCCAACCACCUGCACGCCGUCGAGACACACUACUUCGAUGAGCUGGUGAGCUUGGAGGAGCUGCUGCUCUACAACAACCGCAUUACACGAGUGGAUGAAAAUGCCUUCGCCAAGCUGAGCGGCCUGCGGAAAGUCUACCUGAGCUGGAACAACCUGACCACCUUCCCCUUCCGCUCGGUCCAAGGGCUGGGCAACUACAGCCUCCGCACGCUGGACCUCUCCUCCAACAGCCUGAGCAGCAUCCCUGUGGAGGAGCUGGCGGCUCUGCCCGAAAACAUCAGGAACGGCUUGUAUCUGCACAACAACCCCAUCAGGUGCAGCUGCCCGCUCUACCUGAUGCUCCAGCGCUGGAAGCAGCGAGGUUUCAGCUCCGUGAAGGAUUUCUUUGAGGAACACACCUGCAAGGUGUCCGACAACGUGCCCCGGUCCCUGAUCAAGUUCCUCAAAUACAGCCACAUGUUCGAGAACUGCUCAGCAGGCCCCGAAGACAUGCACCCCGUGCCCUUCCCUGUGAUGGUGGGCCAGACCCUUCUGCUCGCCUGCAACACAAGCCUGUCGGCCCCGGCCACCACCUACAUGUGGAUCUCCCCUCACCACGAGCCCAUCAAACACCCAGGGAACAGCAACCGCUCCUUGGAGGUCUACCGCAAUGGCAGCCUGAAGAUUGCGGUGGCCAAGCCUUGGCACUCGGGGGUCUAUGUGGGCUUGGCCAUCAACAGCCCCCACAAUUUCAGCAGGCUGUGUGAAGUCAACGUGACGGUUCACUACCCCAAGCCAGAUGGGGAGACCUUCAGCACCGGCCUCACGACCCUGCUAGGGUGCAUCGUGAGCCUGCUGCUCGUGCUCAUCUACUUGUACCUCACACCCUGCCGCUGCCUGAGCUGCUGCAAGAAGCCGGCUCCUCUCAGCCCUCCGCAGGAGUGCAGCGCCCAGUCCUCCAUCCUCAGCACCACUCCUCCCGCCACCGACGGGCCAAACCGCAAGGUCAGCACCAACAAGCACGUGGUCUUCCUCGAGCCCGUCAGGGAGACGCAGAACGGCAAGAUCCGUCUGGCUCUUGGCGAGGACUUCCCCGACCCCAAGCACCCCAAGGUCCUGCAGCUCAAGUCAGACUCGGAGUCCAUCAGCUCUGUCUUUUCGGACACCCCCAUCGUGUCGUAG